AGGGAUGGAGACCAACUUCCAGCUUCUGGCUUCAUGAACAUCCCACUUCAAAAGGCAGCACCACAUAUGUUUUUUUAAAAAAAGGAUACUUUGAUGUCAUGGCUGGGCCACCAUCUUGAUUUUUUGGGUUUCUUUAUAGGCGUCUCUUAUUUCCAGCUUUUAGUAUUUCAUGGUUAGAUGUAAACAAGCUUCUCUACCUUUGUAUCAGAUGCUUUAUUUCUUCCAAGUCAAUGGCCAUCACAGUCUUGAGUAGGUGUCAACUGGAAAUGUGUACACUGGAUUUUUCUUGCUAUAAAUCCUAUCUAUUGUACAAUGAGUGGGUUGUAAUUCGUAAGUUACCCUUUUGCAUUUUUUCCUAGCUCCCUUUAGUUAGGUCUGAGGGCAAUGGGAGGAUUUCAAAGGGUGUCAGAUAAGAGGGUUUGGGAAUUUUUUCCCCCCAAUUGACCCAUUAUCCAUCUAAAACUGGUUGACAUCGGUUGACAUGCAACAAAUGGAAGACCAAAUUAUUGCAAGCCCAAAGAUCUAUUCUCAUCUGAUCCUCUGCAAGAGAAUCUCUGAAUUGGAUUUAACACAGUAUUUGUAAACUCUUUGAAGGCUCUCCUUAAUCAAUAUACAUGAGCUUGCGAUUUCCCAUACACUACAUUCGAUCAACUGAACCAAAAUGCAGUUUUUGAAAUUUGCCAUUUGUCCGAUUCUAUCUUAAGGCAAGCAGGGGGUUGGACUAGAAGACCUCCAAAGUCCCUUUGCUACCUAUUAUUCUCUGUUCUGUGUUAAGGCAAUCUUCCUCCAGGGGCAUCCUCUGUAUUAUGUCAUUCCUAACCAGGAUUAACCAAGUUAGGGGUAACAUAAUCACUCCUAACAAAAACAAUCCUAACCAGAAUUGUUUUUGAGAGGAUGAUAGCUUCUUUGGGGGAUAUUCGUCAUAGCCAUGGAUGUAUGAAUCUUGGAAAGCAUGAAACUGAUUUUGAAAGAAGUUGGUAGUUAGACUGGACAGCUCUCUGACUGAAUGUUUUAAUGUGGGUUCCUACUGAGCAGGGGUUGGUCUAGAUGGCCUCAAGGACCCCCCUCCAACAUUUUGAUACUAAGAAUCUCCCUCUUUCCCAUGCUCCUAACUGUAUCUCUCAAGGCUGUUAUUUCCAGUUUUAAAAUGCAAAGCAUAUGAUUUGAUCCAUAUGUUUAAUGCAACUUUUUCCAAUUAGCCUCCAGAUUCAUAUGUUGACCUUUGACUUCAGCUAAUCACUUUGCUGGCUGGGAAUUUGUAAUCGCAGCAUAUCCAGAAGACAGGGAAGGGUGCUUUAAGAUACAGGUGCUUGACAAUUCCUUUGACUGUAACAGCCCAGAAGUUUAGCCAAACAUUUUGUCUUCCUGUUCUGGUCCUUUCCCAUCCAAGUUGCUGGCUUGCCUUGACGGAGUCCUGACCACUUGCUUUGAUCCAGUGUUGACUGUGCUUUGAAGGACAUAAAAUGUACCAGAGUUUGGCACUUGCUCCAAAUCCUGGCCAGUCCGCCUACCCCCAUGAUUCCAGCAAUUUCCUGCAUUCCCCAGCAAGUCCAGCGGUGUAUGUCCCCACCAGUCGAGUUUCCUCCAUGCUCCAAAGCCUACCCUACCUGCAAAGCUGUGAUCCCACCCAUCAAGGCCAUCCUCUGGGUGGCCACCCUGGGUGGGGUCAGCCAGCCAGCGCUGAGGCUUCCCACUUCAAUGCUGGCAGCCCUCACCCACCGUCCAGUUUUUCCUACACCCACAGCCCUCCUGGAGGGAGCACUGCUGGUCGAGACGGGGGCUACCAAAGUCCACUGUUGCUGGGCACUGGAGGGCGUGACCAGUACGGCAACACUCUGAUGCGUUCUGUCAAUGGAUCCUACUCCAGCCCGUACCCCGGUGCUUAUGUGAACCCAGCGGAGAUGCCUCCAUCCUGGCCCGCCAGCCAUUUUGAGAGCAGCGUCUUGCAUAGCCUCCAAACACGACAAGGAGCCUUGCCUGGCCGGAGAUCCACGUUCGAGUUCUUGGAGGAAUUUCCCGAUGGCCGAGAGUGUGUUAACUGUGGGGCCAUGUCCACCCCCUUAUGGAGGAAAGAUGGCACAGGGCAUUAUCUGUGCAAUGCCUGUGGCCUCUAUCACAAAAUGAACGGGAUCAACAGGCCUCUUAUCAAGCCACAGAAAAGACUGUCUUCAACUCGUCGAGCUGGUCUUUGCUGCACUAACUGUCACACGACCAACACAACCCUCUGGAGACGGAACGCAGAUGGGGAGCCGGUGUGCAACGCCUGUGGAUUAUACAUGAAACUCCAUGGGGUGCCAAGACCUCUGGCAAUGAAAAAGGAAAGCAUCCAGACCAGAAAACGGAAACCUAAAAACGUCAGUAAAAGCAAAUCCUCAACAAACAGUUCCACAACUUCAACCACCAAUUCUCCUUCCUCACUUACAAACUCAGAGAGCACAGUCACUUUAAAAACCGAACCCACCAUUACCCCACAAUAUCCGGGACAAGCAAUAGUGUCGACUUCCCAGGCUCCAAGUCAUUCUGAAAACGGGCUGGAGGACCCCCAUCCCCAGUUCAAGUACGAGCCAGAAGACUACACUUUCCCAGCAUCCGCCAUGUCCCAGCCGUUGGGUCUGAACGUUGGCCCUCGUCAAGACUCCUGGUGUGCCUUGGCCCUGGCCUAAGCCUUCCAUUCGGAAAACCGAGGCAUCCUUUCUACCCCCCCCCCCUUGAGGACAUCACUGGAGAGCAGACAAAAAGACUUCCGGGCUUUAAUCCUUUGGAGCCGCCAGGUUUCUUGUAAUCAGCAUGGUUUUCUGUUCCUUGGAAAUAACUUCCUUCCUUCUUCUCUAUGGAGACUGGCAGGUGACACUCCUCCCCACCUGCCGUCUUUUGCUGCUGAGUCUGUUGGCCCUUUGAAUUUCUAAAUGUUGAUAUUCUUUCACCAAUCAAAAAGGAAGGGAUUUGGGAGCCCUGACCUCAGACACAAGUCUCUCUUUCUCCCUUCUCUCGAGAUCCAUCCAAAAGAGAUCGAAAUCUAUGUUGUGUUCACGGUGAUUCUUCCUCUUCCUUCCCCUCCUCUCUCUCUCUUUUUUUUUAAAAUGACUCCUUUGUGUGCAAUUUUAUUCCACUUCCUAAUAAAGACGAUGGUAACAUCUAA
Messenger RNA from Crotalus tigris (Tiger rattlesnake), 3139 nucleotides. RefSeq names its product GATA binding protein 5 (gene GATA5). The record is from RefSeq and is a predicted model, not a curated record. Gene Ontology annotation, biological process: positive regulation of transcription by RNA polymerase II; cell fate commitment; negative regulation of transcription by RNA polymerase II. Gene Ontology annotation, cellular component: nucleus. NCBI's taxonomy places the organism in Eukaryota, Metazoa, Chordata, Lepidosauria, Squamata, Viperidae. Bases 1464 to 2663 code for a protein of 399 amino acids. The transcript is spliced from 7 exons. Gene Ontology annotation, molecular function: zinc ion binding; DNA-binding transcription factor activity, RNA polymerase II-specific; RNA polymerase II cis-regulatory region sequence-specific DNA binding.